CUUGUUCCGACGUGCUUUAAUGAAGUACUUACUUUGUUGGAAUUCUUGUUCAAUUUUUCUGGCAUUACUAUCGCUGCUAAAGGUUUACUGAAGUCAACAUCUAGAAUUCGAACUCACUGGAUCUGAGCCCAAUAGUGAAGCCCUUUUCUUGUCCUCUGCCGAUAAAAUUCCUUGUUCUGCUUUUGCGAGCAGUGCUGAAAAAGCAUUUGUUCACACCAGCAACAGAAAACAAAAUGAUAACCCGACAUAUUUUAUUUGCCAAGUUUUCUCUCCUGCUCACUACCCUGACCGGUUGGGAUUUGCGGUUCUGCGAAGGCUCAGCGACGACCCCGUUUCUUCCGAAGAAUACGAGACAGGACUACAACAACAGCAUCGACGCAAAUGCGGCUUCGAGUACGAGCUCUACUUGGAUCGACGCUCGGAACAAAACUACUCCAGAUACGAUCACGGCUGCGGAUUUUCUGCAGUUCCAAAGAAGGCGAUCCUGUGCGCGCGGGACCGCGACGCUUGUGUGCGCUUUCAAUUUCUGUUUUGCACUCAGCUGGUUUUCAGGGAGUGGCUCAACUUCGGUGAGGAAUUAUAGCCAUGGUCUUGUUCCACAUGGAGGUUCAUCUAUGCAGACGCAAAUGCUCGCGGUGCACAAGAAAGCAAGGCCGCAACUCAGGACGUUCGAUGACACGGCUGCGCUGCAGGAGAGCAUUUACACGUUCAACGACACCGCGCUGGACCAACAUGUCGCCGAGUAUCAAAUGCAAAAAUGUCUGGGUCUGGAAGAGUUGGAACUUGUGAUGCAAACUCUGGAAGACGCAAAACCUUGUGUUGCAUGAGCGCCAAAAGCUGUCCAUUUCUUGGUCCGCAAGUAGGAAGCUUCUCAUGCAGGACAGGCAUCAUGAGGCGUGCUCAAAACCUGUGAUGCUUUUGCCUGCAUCAGACGCUAUUUGCGUGAUCCGAAAUAUGCAUGACAAAUCUCGUAAUCUGGCAGACCCAGACAUUUUUACAUUUGAUACCGAACCAGGAGAAUCAAUUUCGAGGUUCAACGCGGAAGGACUGCAGACCGGGUGGCGCUCCGAGUCGCUUCUACCUACAUUCAGUCCUCCUUUUGGAAUGAACAUGAAGUCCGCUAGUGUAGGAGUUCCAGGAAGUAGAGCAGGGCCUCCUUCGACAUACACAGGAGCUUCUGCGGAGGAUCACAUAGGUGUUCCGCUGCCGUCCGCUCCCAGGGACGAGUCCCCCGGCGGUUUUCCUUCCUCCAGCAGAUCGUUGCUGGACCACCAGCAGACCACCACCACGCAGGAUCUUGAGCUCGGUCGUUUUGACUUCGAGCAGCGUUUCGGGAAGGAGGAGCUGAAAAGGAGCGUCGUGAACAAAAGCGCACUGAAACGCAACGUGGUGGGCGACACGUACUCGAAGGAAGAAGAGCAGGGGUACGGCAAGGCGGCGCUCCACGCAGCGACACCCUGGGCAGUUGUGCCUUUUCCUGUCGUGCAGCCGCUGGGCGGGCCGAUAUCGGCUUCUGGGGUUGACUUUUUGCGACGGGGAGCGAGUUGGGACACAGAAGUGAGUCAGCAGGACAAGAUUAGCUCUGACCCGCGAAGAACGGCGGAGAAGGGAACAAAGCAAGUCCGAGUUCCUCUUUCUUCUUCUGUGUCUUCCCCAGCCCCGGACGGGAAAGAUCAAGUUGGAAGAGGUGUUGACGCGGAAAAGAAAACCACUCCGAGCGGAGACGACCCAAGAGCAGGCCAGGCACUCUACAAAACGAAGCACGGGGCGAUGUACGGCAACGUAAAGGAGUUCGAGGGCACCGUCGUGCACGAAUUUUUAGGCAUUCCCUACGCGAAGCCGCCGGUCGGAGAACUGCGGUUCAAAAGCCCGCAGGAUGUGGAGUCGUGGUAAAAUAAGUAGAUGAGAACACUUUUUUUCUGCAUGGCAUGGAAAUCAGAAAUAAUAACUGAAGCCACUUUCCUAAAAGGUUAUUUGAAAAAUUCAGAAGACCCAUCAACAUCGACAGGUCUCCUCGGAUUCUGGACGCGACGCAGCAAAGAUUUUACUGUCCGCAGAAGCCUGUCGAGUACAUUCCGAAAAGGCAGCAAAGCGAAGACUGUCUUACCCUUUCUGUCUGGGUGCCACAACAGAUUCCUGAACAAGAUAAAGCUGGUGGUGGUGCCCGGGAAUCAACGACGAAAAGAACAACCACAGGAAAUAGAAUAGCGUCGAGGAACGAGCCCAAGCGUAAAAAUAUUACUAAAAACAAGCUUCCCAUUCUCGUCUGGAUCCACGGGGGCUCGUUCCACGCCGAUUGGCCGAAUCCGAAUCCUCUUUACGACGGCACGAAACUGGCCGCGGUCGGGAAUGUUAUCGUCGCAACGGUGAACUACCGGUUGGGAGCUGUCGGCGCCAUGUCGUUUUCCGAGUCGCAAGACAAGAUUUCCGAUCUUCUUCCCGGGAACCAAGCGAUGCUGGAUCAGCAGAAAGCGCUCGAGUUCUUGAAGGAGAAUUUUGCGUCAACCUCGUCCUCGCUGCACUCCCUCGGCGACCCCGACAGAAUUACGGUGUUUGGGCAGUCGUCCGGCGGGGUGCAGACCGCGUUUCACUUGGUAUCCUUCCUGAACAAAAAAGUCAACCUCUUCGGCGCGUUCCCCAUGGCGAACUUCGCUCUGCAUCACCAGUCAGAACCCCUGAAGAACGCCCUGGAACUGGGGAAGAAGCUCGGGUGUGGCAAAGUAGGAGGUCACAGCGAGAUCAUGUCGGGCGGUGGUCAUCUUGGUGAUGGACACGAUCAAAAUGCAUCGACUUCUUUGGAGGGUAGUAGUAAGGCAGGAAAAAUUCGUGUGGCGGAUGAGCCAGAAAUUACAGGAGCAGCUUCUGAAGCCGGAUCUGAAAUACAGCAGUCUCUCCUGACGUGCCUGCAGCAAGUCCCCAUCGAGCAGAUCGUGAAUCUCCAAGACUGGGUCGGGGAUUGGACCACGUGGACCCCGGUGGUCGACGGCUUUAUGUUCCACAAGCCAGCAGAAGAUGUACGUGAGUUGGCCGGUAGUUCAACAUCGAGUACUACUGAGAAUCCCCACGAUAGAUCGUCUUUUCUAUCCCAGUCCAGCGCGUUGCCAAAGUCUUUGAAAGACUCCAGCGCGUUCGACAUUUCUCCGAUGAAAAACGUCGCGCUGCUUGCCGGAUGCAACUCUGGAGAAGCCGGUCCCGACAAAUCCAUCGUGAACCAGGACCAGUUUGACGCGGUGGUGCAGAAUAUGGUGAAGAAGACGGGGUGGUUAAAAACUACAAAUCGCGACAUGUUGGGAAAAAAACCUUCCGAAGAAGGUCCACGAGGAGCAAAGCAAGGUCCUCUGACGGAGCAACAGCUCGUUGCCGUCCGCGACUUUUACUUGAACAGAAUCUCGGCCGACACGAAGAUCGUUUCCAAAUACAACUACGGGCUGGACUCCGGAUUUUCGAAGUAUGCGUUAGCUGCGCAGGCGGUCUCGAACGACUUGGAUCCGAUCCGGGAAUUGCGGGAGUUGGCUUCCUUGCAUUUUGACGUGCAGAGCGGAAGGAGAGGACGGGGAGGACGGAGUGGCGAAAAAAUCGAGGAAGAACGGCCAGGAGAACAGAGCUUAGGGUCCGCGAGACCGUGGUCCUCACAGCAGGAUCAGAACCACUCUGGAGCUGCACCAACACCAGCAGAUGAGGAACACGAGUUCGCAUUUUUGGCACGAAAGAGGGCCGUUAGUACUUCAACAGAUGACAGAAUAGCAAGCCGCAUCAGCAGCUCUACUACCCCGGACGGGAAGGCCGAGCCGGAGUUUCUUUUCGGCUCAACAUCUGCAGGCAGCACCGGAGCUGCAUCAGCGUCGGAGGUGCAGCAGCAGGACAAAGACAAUGAUAAGCCACGAGCCAAAACCUUUGUCUACGAAUUCACGCACGGGUCCUCCUUCGAGCCGACGUCUUUCCUUUAUGACAGUGCACAACUCCCCCUUGCAACAGCAGCAACACAAUUGCUGGCAUAAAUGCAGCUUUUGCAUGACAAAUUCGCGACCGAUUCCAGUGCUGUUUCGGCUUCCAAAAACCUGUCAUGCAAGAAGUGGCAAAGAGAAAAGGGUGGAUUUGGUAUUUUGCAUGACAAAUGAGGGGGAGGGGGAGUUGUGCAUUGUCAUAUCCUUCCGAUCAAACCGGACCCGAGUUCGACCAAUUCGUCCGCUGCGGUCGAGAAGUGGCGGCAACAGUGGGACCAGUGGCAGUCGAUAAAUGAACAGCAACGGAUGAGGGAGGAGGAGAAGCAGUGGUACCACUACCUCGCCCCGCACGGUGCGGAACUGGAUUUCCUGUGGGGCCGGGCGAUUGACUUGGGGACGGAGGAGGAGAAAUUAUUGUCGAAAUUGUUCAUGAAAUACGUUGCGAAUUUCGCCUACACAGGGGACCCAAACUCCGGACCGCACGAACCCCUGCCGAUCCCGUUCUGGCCGGAGUUUGUAAAUAGCGGAACAGUAAUAUCACCGCGAGGAGGAGACUCUUCGUCAGGCCCAUCCGUCGGUGGCGGCGGAGGGUCAAUGGUUAUUGAUAAUUUUACCAGGUGGGAAUGGGAUAGUAGUUAUGCACCAGAGGAAAAUGAAAAUAUGGAAAAGCAAACGGCAACAACGUCAAAGAUAGUGGCAAACGGAGUUUCUAUAAAAACGAUCGCGGAUGCCUUUGGCCCGCGGGGACCGGAGUUUCAGUUUUGGCGAACCUUGCUUGAGUUGCCGGAGGGGGACAUGUUCCGUCCGGAUUUUUUGAACCCGCAGCCGUAAGGAGGGUUUUUUUGUCUUUAUGCAUUGACUAAAGCACGCUGCAGCAACAGCGUCGCUUUUUAUUUGCUUUUCACGUCUGCGAAAUAAUACGAAUUUACAGAAGUCAAUUUCUCAGCUCACCACACCCGGGAGCGGGCAAGAGGUUUCUGAUCUAAGUAGUUUUGUCUGUGCAAUUUUGGAGAAUUGAUAACACGAUACUUUACAGCAUGUUGUUUCCAAGUACUCGACAGAUCUAUUGCGAUUCAUAUGGGAGACGUCUUUUGUCAUCGUUCCUUAAAGUUUUACUUACUACCUAUGACCGCUGUGGCGUACCAGACGAGGCGCCUUUAUGGCUUUUUU
Molecule: messenger RNA, 5114 nt
Organism: Amoebophrya sp. A120
Lineage: Eukaryota; Dinophyceae; Syndiniales; Amoebophryaceae
Source: the annotation of a GenBank genome assembly